Messenger RNA from Boeremia exigua, 1673 nucleotides. RefSeq lists its product as uncharacterized. Gene Ontology annotation, molecular function: protein binding. Bases 78 to 1373 code for a protein of 431 amino acids. The transcript has 2 exons. The record is from RefSeq and is a predicted model, not a curated record. Lineage: Eukaryota; Fungi; Ascomycota; Dothideomycetes; Pleosporales; Didymellaceae.
CACCAAUAACGAGCUUUCUGCCAUCUGGAAUCACGAAAGCCCUCCCGCCCGCACAAGGGAAGAAAUCAAGAGACGACAUGGCUGCCGAAGUUGUAGCCGGAGCUUACAUCGCUGCAGAGGCCAUCGAGCACACCGCUGAGGCUGGCUACGCAGCAUACAUCGUUUCCAAGCCAACGCUACCUCUCAAGGCUACCUUCCAUCGGAUAGCAACGACUUCGGGUGAUCAUUCCGGUCGAUCACUAGAGAGAUCGCAUCACACUUUGUCAGUCGUCAAGAACAAAGCAUAUAUCUUCGGUGGUAUCACAGCGGACAAUCAGCUAGCAAGUAACGAAAUUCAUGCGGUGACUCUCCAGCACUCCGGCGAGCCUGAGAUGGACUACGGCCUGAUCCCGGCUAUUCCUUCAAUCGAGGGCGAACGAGUUCCAGAUCCGCGAUCGAGUCAUGCAGCCUGCACAUUCCAUGGUAAUAUUGUCGUGUAUGGAGGCUGUAACGAGAAAGACGAACUGAGCGAUGAAAAAUCAUCAGUAUGGAUGUUCAGCCCAGAACGCAAGACCUGGGAACAUCUGGUGCCUUCGACUCUCGACCUUGCCCCUGGUCCACGACGACAAGCAAAGCUCUUCGCGCAAGACAAGUGCAUUGUUCUUUUCGGUGGCUACGAUGGAUCGGGCGAUCGGGCUAGUGAUAUCUGGCAAUUCGAUAUCGCUUCAAAGGUGUGGUGGCAAUUACCAACUGCGCCGGUUGCUACCGGCAAUGCAGCUCUAGCCAACGAUCAGCUCUGGAUGAUCUCUGGCACAGAUUCUAUGAGUAGUCAGAUUCAUCACUUGGAUAUCUCUUCGCCCAAGAACGAGAUGUCAUGGGAUACUUUCACCUUCCCAACAAAUCCGAUGGCUCCUGGUCCUCGCGCUCGGCAAGACGGUGCGCUCAUACCAAUCCACACCGGCUACGGCCGCAAUUACCUUAUCUACCUCCUUGGUGCCCGUGCAGACACAUCAUCAGUGACAACCAUCGCUCCCGAAGACCCGAAGCAUGCCAACGAUGCUACGCAAUGGAGCGACACCUGGGCUUUACAGAUACCUUCUAGCGACCUUCAGGUGAAAGCCUCCACGUCGUUCAAGGAGGCUAUCAAACCAGCGAAGAUCAAAGACGCGAUCAGAUCCGCUCUCGGGGCAGACACCCAUGAGCUGUCUUGGGGCGAAGCUGUCGUUCAAUUGCCGUCUGAGAAAGAGAUGGAAGAGAUGGGAAAGCUACAUCCGGGUCCCAGGGCUUUCUUCGGUGCUGAUGUUAUGCAGGACGAGACGAGUAUAGCCCUGUGGGGUGGUGUAAAUGCGAAGGGAGAACGCGUCGGCGAUGGGUGGAUAAUCAGCUUGGCAUAGACGAUACUGCUGCUCUACAUAGCCAGCAAGUGUGACAAGGAACACACGCGAGAUAGUCGCGGCUCGGAAAGAAGUGAUCGGUCAUCUUCUCAGAUUCUGCUCUGUGAGAAUGUUUCGACGCAUUUAGCGGAGCUUCACGUGCAUUCUUGGCAACUGGGAGCGGAUGUGGUGAACAUUGUGUCUGUCUUCGCAGAUGCAAUGCACUGCUCAUGUUGGCUUGCUGUGAUUAGCAUUUAUCCCAGAGACUGACAUAAGAUGUCCAUCCUCCGUUAUCGAAUAGAUUGAAAACUUGGAAUUUAC